AUGAAUAUGAAAUGUAAUUGUUUAUUUUGCAAAGAAUUUUCUGAUUCUAUUAAAGCCCAGAAAAGACUUGCAUGGACUACUCUUUGUCGUUUAGCAUUUUUAUCUAUUUAUCAACGUACCCCAGUUGAUUUUAUUAAUGUUCGAGAUAUCUUUAAAUUCUUAAGUGUGCAUUGGGAUGUGUUGUCUCAUUUAGAACAAAUGAAGAAAAAAAAUUGGAAGAAAUCAAUUCUUGAUGCUUUAAAUCAUUCUGAUUAUUUUGAAAGUGGAAUGAGUCAAUAUCAUACAAAUGGUUAUUGGAGACUAACUGAUAAAUCUCUUCCAAAUGUAAAGAAUAGAAAAAAUAAAGAAAAUAAUGUAAAAAUAUCUUCUCCACAAAUCCCACUCAAUCCAAUUAAAUUUGAGAUUGAUAUCUUACAAGACAAAACCGAAAAUAAACCGCCUAAAAGACCUCAACACGUUUUUGAUAUUCCAAAAGAAGAAAAGAAAUCUUUUUUUGAAACUACUCAAAAUUUUACUCCUUUUUCAAGCUAUUAUCAAAAACAGUCUUCUUAUUAUCCUCCUUGCGAUCCUUUUUAUGAUGAACCACGUUAUCCUUCUUAUCAAUACCCUUUACAUUAA
Entamoeba histolytica HM-1:IMSS is the source of this 618-nucleotide messenger RNA. RefSeq lists its product as uncharacterized. The transcript has a single exon. The coding region runs from base 1 to 618 and encodes 205 amino acids. The record is from RefSeq and is a predicted model, not a curated record. NCBI's taxonomy places the organism in Eukaryota, Evosea, Mastigamoebida, Endamoebidae.